Zerene cesonia (dogface butterfly) is the source of this 2652-nucleotide messenger RNA. It is a transcript of the gene E(z), whose product is annotated as histone-lysine N-methyltransferase E(z). Gene Ontology annotation, biological process: chromatin remodeling. Bases 207 to 2459 code for a protein of 750 amino acids. The record is from RefSeq and is a predicted model, not a curated record. The transcript is spliced from 17 exons. Gene Ontology annotation, molecular function: protein binding; histone H3K27 methyltransferase activity. NCBI's taxonomy places the organism in Eukaryota, Metazoa, Arthropoda, Insecta, Lepidoptera, Pieridae.
AUUUAAAAGCUGUGGUGUGCGGCGUCUCCGUACUUGUAUCUAUUUUGAAUAUUGUAAGAAGGGAACAGGAACCAGGAUUGUGAAAAGACAGUUUAAAUGGUUUAAAGUUUAAUUAAUUAACGUAUUUAAAUUCAUUUAUUUGAAUUAUUGGCUGCACUAAAGCACUAAAUAUUACGUUAUAAGAACGUCAUUACCAAUAUUGAUCCAUGAGUAAAUCAAAAGUUUCGGCAGAAUGGAAAAAAAGAAUCAAAUCGGAGUAUAUGCGUCUCCGACAAGUAAAGCGUUUCAAACGCGCCGACGAAGUAAAGGUGGCUUGGGCGCGAAAUUUACGGAUCAUGUCAGAGGCGGUCGAAAAUCGAGAAAAUGAAACUUCAGAACGCGGCAGAAGGCCCUACUGGCCAGCACCUGGACCAAGUUCAAGCCACGAAAGUCUUAUGAAAAGGGCAGAAGUUACUUCCACUGAUGCAUCAGGAGUAGUAACAAUGCAGCAAGUACCGAUACGCAUUAUCAACUCGGUAAACCCCAUCCCCACUAUGUACACAUGGGCUCCGACACAGAAGAACUUUAUGGUGGAAGAUGAGACUGUCCUUCAUAAUAUACCGUACAUGGGUGAUGAGGUACUGGAUCAGGAUGGAACGUUUAUUGAAGAAUUGAUUAAGAACUAUGAUGGGAAGGUGCAUGGUGACAAAGAAGGUGGUUUCAUAGAUGAUCAACUGUUUGUCGACUUGGUUCAUGCUCUGAUGAGCUUCCAGACGAAGGAUGAAGUUGCGGAGGAAAGGAGUAGAAGGGAAUCUUGCAACUCAAAGGAAGAUAAGGAUAAAGAUACUGGGAAAGACACAAAAGAUAAGGACAAAGAGGAAAAUAAAGAUGCAGAGAAAAAGAUCAUAAAUGAGAAACAGUUCCCAAUCUUUACAAUUUUUCAAGCCAUCAGCUCACAAUUUCCAGACAAAGGAACUGCUCAGGAGUUGAGGGAGAAGUACAUAGAGCUGACAUCUCGAAGCGACCCCAACGCCUUACCGCCCGAGUGCACGCCCAACAUUGACGGACCUCUCGCCGAGUCCGUCUCCCGCGACCAGACCAUGCACUCCUUCCACACGCUGUUCUGCCGCCGUUGCUUCAAGUACGACUGCUUCCUGCACCGAAGUCAGACAACAGGUCUCCAGGCAUGCCACCCUCGCCCUAAUUUGUCAAAACGAAGGGGACCAGACUUGAAACCUUUCUCCGAGCCGUGUGGACCUAACUGUUACGUGUUAUUGGAUGGUAUGCGCGAAAAACUGGCUCGCGAGAAAGCUCUAGGAGAAGCGGGAGACGCGGAAGCUGAUGAUAAAUCUAAAGCCCUCGACUCUCCAAACGACGCGUCUUCUGAAGACAGCAAUGAUUCUAACCGAUUCCAAAAAGGUGGUAAUAGUAAUUCCAGCAACAGUAACAGCACAUGGGCCAACAAACACAGCGGUGACCAAGCCACUGAGCCGGCAUAUAAUGCUCUUGGUCUAACAUUAGGUGAUCCAGACGCAGAAUGGACAGGUUCAGACCAGUCGCUGUUCCGGGCUUUACACAAAGUGUUUGCCAACAACUACUGCGCUAUUGCGCAACUGAUGCUUUCCAAGACUUGUCAGCAGGUGUACCGGCACCUGCUGGUGGCGGGCGGCGAGGCGCGCGGCGCGGAGGCGGAGCGCACGCCGCCGCGCAAGAAGAAGAAGAAGCACCGCCUCUGGUCCGUGCACUGCCGCAAGGUGCAGCUCAAGAAGGACUCCGCCUCGCACCACGUGUACAACUACACGCCGUGCGAGCACCCCAACCAGCCGUGCGACAACCUGUGCCCGUGCGUGCAGUCGCAGAACUUCUGCGAGAAGUUCUGCCAGUGCAGCAGCGACUGCCAGAACCGGUUCCCGGGGUGCCGCUGCAAGGCGCAGUGCAACACGAAGCAGUGCCCGUGCUACCUGGGCGUGCGCGAGUGCGACCCCGACCUGUGCACCGCGUGCGGGGCCGACGCGCCGCCCGCGCCGCACCCCGUCUACUGCCGCAACGUCUCCGUGCAGAGAGGUCUGCACAAGCACCUGCUGCUGGCCCCGAGCGACGUGGCCGGCUGGGGCAUCUUCCUCAAGGAGGCUGCGCACAAGAACGAGUUCAUCUCGGAGUAUUGCGGCGAGAUCAUCUCGCAGGACGAGGCGGACCGCCGCGGGAAGGUGUACGACAAGUACAUGUGCUCCUUCCUCUUCAACCUCAAUAAUGAUUUCGUGGUGGACGCCACCCGCAAAGGCAACAAGAUCCGUUUCGCGAACCACUCCAUCAACCCGAACUGCUACGCUAAGGUGAUGAUGGUGAACGGCGACCAUCGCAUCGGCAUCUUCGCGAAACGCGCCAUACAGCCCGGGGAGGAGCUGUUCUUCGACUACAGAUAUGGACCAACAGAGCAACUCAAAUUUGUCGGCAUCGAACGAGAAAUGGAGUUCUUAUGAUUUGCUUCAAGUUAUUAUUAACUUUUACUUUUUUUUUAUACGUUAAAUGUUUCAUUAUGAAUUGAACUUCAAAAAUGGAGGAGGUUAUCUAAUUAACUGUAUUUUUCUUGAAUAAUUCAAGCAUAAUCAUUAUUUAGAAUAUGACAUGUUCUCUUCAGUUGAUCCUUUAUUUGUGAAUGAAGUUAUGAAAAAA